Molecule: messenger RNA, 749 nt
Organism: Aspergillus novofumigatus IBT 16806
Lineage: Eukaryota; Fungi; Ascomycota; Eurotiomycetes; Eurotiales; Aspergillaceae
Exons: 1
Coding region: 244-519 (91 amino acids)
Source: RefSeq, a predicted model, not a curated record
CCAUUUCCCACAGCAAAUUCGAUCUCAACAACAGCAUCAACAGACUCAGAUCAAUUCAAACAACAAGACUAAAUCACAAUCAGCACCUCGCUUCAGACAAAAUGCAGUUCUCCUUUCUCAGCUUCGCUGCCCUCCUGGCGGCCACCUCUGUCAACGCCACUGUGUACUUGGGAUUGCGCACCAACUAUGAUGGGCAUAAAUCCCAGGUGGCAUGGUAUGUUUGAGCUUAUAUGAUGUCCUGACAUGAUCACAAACGCUGACCAGGUCUCCAAAAUCAGGACCAACGGAACUCCAGAGCCCUGCAGCGGUUUCGCCACCAUUGUCGACAGUGACAGCAACCCCUGUGGACGAAACUUCUAUGUCGAUGGCAACAACGGGCCUUUCCGCUUCGAGGGCUGCGGUGGAAAUGGGUUGACCCUCUUCCGCAACGGACAGUUCAACAGCAACUGCAAGUUCCAAAGCCGCACUAUCAACUGCAAUGGAGGAGCAAAGAUUGCUCAAGCCUGGGCUUGCUAUUAGGCAUCAGCCAGCCGGGGCCACCAGAGGUGGGAGUGCGCUCCUUAGGUCUGUUAGAGCAAUGGUCAUCUGUUGUGGAAGGGCGGAGGAUAGGAACAGUGGAGAUCCUGUGCUUGUGCUCAUAACACUGCUUUAUUAUGUUGAUCCAUGCCUAUGACAAUGUCGCCCGGUUUGUCAUGCGUAGAUCGCCCCGAGUUGUGGACAGUAUAGGAAUAUUGUAGCUUCCCUAAUGA